CAGACCCAAUGUAUUACCAUCAGAUGACGAUGGUAGAGUUUCUGCUUUUAACAACAAAAAUCGUUUCCGUCUGCUGGAAGUGACAAGUGACGCAUUUGAAUGUUUAAAAAAAGCUUAAAUUUAAUGACUGUAAUACCUAAAUACGCAUAUUUAGAUUUUACUAGCCAUCUGUGUGCAGCUAAAUUCGAUGUGACAAACCUCAUGAGAUAGGUUUUGUUCCGCGAGUUCCUUUUGUUAUGUCAUCCUCAGCUGAUCCCUGUCGCUUUUCGGAAAUGUAUUGUUUUUAGGUUAUAUCAGGUAUUAUGUGAAGCAGCAGAUGUGCAGUUUUGUUUAUAAAUGUGCGAUACCUUAAUAAUUUGCUCUUAAUGAUAAUGUCUGGAUACCCCAGGCAAGAUGAAAAGCAAAUAUUUUCUUACGUGGAUGGAAUCCCUGUGAAAAUAAGUGAGAAAUACAAGCCCCCGAGGAAGGUCACUUUGCCUGUUGGCUACCAACAUAGACUACUCAGGGAUCCAGUUAAUUAUGGGGAGUAUGACUUCAAGUUGGAGGACGCGGUGCUCUCCAAAAUCCAAGAGUGGCGGAAUGCCCAGGCUCUGAGCGAGCGGCUGCAGCGCUGCAGGAUACUGGAGGAAGAUGCGGUUCGGGCGACGACGAGCACCGCGUCGACAAACUCAACCCCGACCACCACGUUGCCCUCCACGUCAGUCUCCAACCACUACGCCAUCCUCAUGCCCGUCCCCAUAUCCCGGCCUGCGAGCAGCACCAGCACGCAAGACUACUCAUCGCCUUUUAAUCUAUCCGACUUCGAAGCGGACACUUCGAGUCCCUUCGACAACGUCGAGCUGAAGACCAUCAAUGACAUGGAGGAACUUGCGCACGUCUUGCAUCCUGAUCCCACGCCCCCCACUGCGAGCAAUUUCUCACAGUCGUGUCAGGUCGUGCCCACGCCCCCCGUCGUCAAUAGCUUCUCGCAGCCUUGUCCGAGCGUGAACCACGCCGUUCCCUCAUCGUCCGCACAGUGCCAAGGAUCUGCGAACGGCCUGCCCGGCUACGGCUACUCCGCGAACCCCCAGGGUAGCUACGCGCAGCUGUAUGGCCCGGAGUCGGGCACGGUGUGCGACCCCACCGACUGCCAGAGUGCCUGCCAGCCACAGUCGUCACUCUCGAAGAGCGUUCCGGACAUAGUGAAGGCCCUGGAGCAGGACCUACGAGAGAGGACCACUUGCACCCCCCCACCGAGGCCCAGCAGCUUCGGUUACACGGGACUCGAGGACUGGACGCCGUGGCCGGUCCUGGACAGCCCUGAACGCUCAACUGCAGGCUGCAGGACCACAAGGACGUCGACACUGCCGAAUCCUUUCAGGAGCCUGAGUUCUUCUGAGCAGAAGCUCGCGAGGCACAUCAGCGAGAUGGGGUUCCCCCUGGCGCGGGUAGCUAGAGCGUGCCAGACAUUCGGAAAUAAUGAAAAAAUGGUGGUGGAGUUCCUUCUGCAAGUGCACUCCCUGGAGGAGCGAGGGCACCCGGGCGACCGAGCAGAGAACGCUCUGGUUCUCAACGACUACAACUUGAGCCAGGCGGAGGAGCACCUGAGCGCCAUGGGCCAGCUCCUGGACCUGGGCUUCCCCGAGAGCCUCGUCUCGCGGGCACUGCUGGACUGCGGGAACGACCGCGACCGCGCCCUCGACGCGCUCAUCUCGUAACCCCCAUCGCCAUCUCCAUCGCAGUCAUCAUGUGACAUUUCGUGCAGAUCUCUCCAGAGUUGGGCUAGUGUGCGUUCUUCUUCGUUGAAAAUUUCGAUUCUGAUAUUCUUCUCAAUAGUAUUGAUGCACUGUGGUUAACCUGUGAUAAAAAUAAUGUAAUUGACACGUAUUCUUUAAUAUGGAAUAUGGUUUUUAAAAUGUUUCAGAUCAGUUGAUUUUGUUAGCUGUGUUUCUUGCAGACUACUUUGGGUCCCAGUUGGGGUCGGAAAUGCAUUCCUUUAAGAUUUUUGUCAUUAUAAAAUCAUGUGGGUCUUUCACUUAUGUGCUUAAAUUUUGAAACUAUAUAGACACACACACACCAUUGUGUGGUGGUGUACAUCAAAUUAGAUUUUGUAUAAGGGAAACAGAUUUAAUGUAUAUAUUAUUUCUCAACAACACUGAAUAAACCUCCAUUUCAAACUGUUCAUAAAAUUCAACAUUUUUCUUGCAGUUUCGAUAGCUACAGUUUGUCAUACAGUAAGUGCAGUAUAUUAAUUAGUGCUGAAGAGCAUCAAAACAUAUUUUGUUAGUUGAUUCAAAGUAUUGUUUAUUAUACAUAUAGUAAUUAUAUGUAAGUUUGUUGUACCUUGAGCUAGUAAUAAAGAAAGCACCUAAAAUAACACACCAUACUUGGAUAAAUAAUGGUUAAAGUUUAGCAUAACCAGGACACUUGUGAUAGUUGUAUAUGUUUGUGAUGGUUUUGUUGAGAUUUGUUAACAGUGUCAUUAUGUUCCUACUGAAGUAUGUGUUCAGUUUGUCAUGCUGUAUGUUUAGCUGAUUGGAAUCGAAUAUGUGACAUAUGGAAAGUGGCUACUUAAAAUUUUCUUUUGUGUGCCUUGUAAAUUUUAGGGUGCAUGCUUUUGCAAAGUUUACAUCACGUCCGACAAGGCAACCAUAAGUAAGUGGAUGUGUUACAUUUGUUUGUGGAAUGUAUUAUCACCAGCUCAGAAAUUAAUAGGUAUGUACUGUACUGCUGUGUAUACAUGAUGUGAUGCUUUGUAUAGUGCAAUUUUAGUAUUUAUAACUACUGUGAUAAUGGAAAAAUUUUAAUAUGUUAUAUAUGGUAUCUCAAAACCUAUAAUUUGCAGUGAUAAUUUUUCAUCCCCAAAAAGUGCCUGUUAUUUAACGUUUAUUGUGUCCUGAGUCACUAAUAGAAUAUAAAUGUGAUUUGGACAUGACUUUUGUUUAAAUUAAACUUUUGUUUAUCAUCCAUCCAUAAGAGAUGGAAAAUAUUUUGGUGAGGUUGUUAACCAUGUCCACUACCUGGUGUUUAUUAGCACUUGUAGUAAUUGUAUUACAGUAAAACUCAUUUAAGACAUUCCCGCA
This is a messenger RNA of Bacillus rossius redtenbacheri, 3062 nucleotides long. Its product is annotated as ubiquitin-associated protein 1. The transcript has 5 exons. Gene Ontology annotation, molecular function: ubiquitin binding. Bases 366 to 1697 code for a protein of 443 amino acids. Lineage: Eukaryota; Metazoa; Arthropoda; Insecta; Phasmatodea; Bacillidae. Gene Ontology annotation, biological process: ubiquitin-dependent protein catabolic process via the multivesicular body sorting pathway. Gene Ontology annotation, cellular component: ESCRT I complex. The record is from RefSeq and is a predicted model, not a curated record.